Molecule: messenger RNA, 600 nt
Organism: Eruca vesicaria subsp. sativa (arugula)
Lineage: Eukaryota; Viridiplantae; Streptophyta; Magnoliopsida; Brassicales; Brassicaceae
Source: the annotation of a GenBank genome assembly
AUGGCCGGUUUCAUGGUAGCAUUGAUGCUGAUAGGGGUGAUAAUAUCUCCUUGUGUGUACGGAAAAGAGUUCUCCGAUCACCAGGAAAUCAAAGUACAAAGUCUUUUGAAGCGGCUCAACAAGCAAGCUCUUGUUUCCGUUAAGAGCGAAGAUGGAGAUAUAAUAGAUUGUGUUCCAAUACAUAGUCAACCAGCUUUUGAUCAUCCUCUGCUCAAAAACCACACCAUCCAGAUGAGACCGAGCUUUAUACCGGAAAGUACGUCUACAUACACCAAGAAAAAGAUAAAGGCUACUCAAGCCUGGCACAAGAACGGAAGAUGCCCUAAAAAUACAGUUCCUAUAAGAAGAAUAAAGAAAGAAGAUAUUUUGCGAUCAAAAUCCGUUGAGAGUUUUGGGAAAAAGAUGACUUACUCAAGCAUCCCUGAAGAUAAUACGUACGAUCCAAGUAGAGGCCAUGAGUAUGCAGUCAUGAAUUCCAUGCAAGGAACGUACUUCGGGACAAAACUUGCAAUAAAUAUGUGGAAAACCAGAAGUUCAAGUUCCCAACGAGUUCAGCUUGGCUCAGACGUGGCUCGUGUCUGGAGUUGGCGCUACUCGUAA